AUGCAAUUUCUUUACCUAGACUAGACAUGUAUAAAUUGUGUGCAUAUAUUAUCAUUCCUAGACACAUUCUUUCCACUUAUCUCUAAUCUAGUCAAAUUCACAAAUUUUGCAUUUCUCAUACAAUUCCCAUUUUCUUUCUCCACAAAUUUCCCAAAUUAAAUUUACUCUAGAUGUUACUUGAUUUAUAAUAAAAACAUUGAUCAUGUCAAGUUCAAGAAAUGAUGUAAUAAUGGAAAUAGAAGGACAUAUGGCGCAGGGGGAUAGAAUGGUGGUGGGGGGAUUGAGUCCCCUGAGUGAAACUCUGUGGAAAGAAAGAGCAAACACAGAGUUUAUAGGAGAUGUCUCUGCAAGAUUGUCUUGGAAAGAUCUCACUGUUAUGGUCACUCUUAGUAAUGGGGAGACUCAGAAUGUUUUAGAAGGUUUAACUGGUUUUGCAGAGCCUGGAACUUUUACAGCUCUCAUGGGACCUUCUGGUUCAGGGAAAUCCACUCUUCUUGAUUCCCUGGCUAGUCGCCUCGCCGCGAAUGCUUUCCUCUCUGGGAAUAUUUAUCUUAAUGGUAGAAAACAGAAGCUCUCCUAUGGGACUGCUGCAUAUGUGACUCAAGAUGACAAUUUGAUUGGUACUCUCACGGUUCGUGAAACAAUUUCGUAUUCAGCUAGACUUCGGCUGCCUGAUAAAAUGGCCUGGGAAGAAAAACGGUCACUGGUUGAGAGUACGAUUGUUGAGAUGGGACUUCAAGAUUGUGCUGAGACAGUUAUUGGAAACUGGCACUUACGUGGGAUUAGCGGAGGUGAGAAGAGGAGAGUAAGCAUUGCUCUUGAGAUCCUCAUGAGGCCUAGAUUGCUCUUUCUUGAUGAGCCAACAAGUGGACUUGAUAGUGCAUCAGCAUUCUUUGUGACUCAGACGUUACGCGCUCUUUCUAGAGAUGGAAGAACUGUCAUAGCCUCUAUACAUCAACCGAGCAGUGAAGUGUUUGAACUCUUUGAUCGACUGUACUUACUUUCUGGGGGAAAGACUGUAUAUUUUGGUCAGGCUUCGGAAGCAUAUGAGUUCUUUGCACAAGCUGGUUUCCCCUGCCCUUCUCUGAGAAACCCGUCUGAUCAUUUCCUGCGGUGCAUCAAUUCUGAUUUUGACAAAGUUAAGGCUACCCUAAAAGGAUCUAUGAAACUGAGGUUUGAAGCAAAUGAUGACCCUUUGGACAAGACUACAACAGCUGAGGCAACUAGAACUCUUACAGAAUUCUAUCGUUCAUCUCACUACUUUUAUUCAGCAAGAGAAAAAGUUGAGGCGAUGUCUAAACUAAAAGGGACAGUGCUAGAUUCAGGAGGUAGUCAGGCUAGUUUCUUGAUGCAGGCUUUUACGCUAACCAAGCGCUCUUUUGUCAACAUGUCGAGGGACUUUGGUUAUUACUGGCUCAGGCUUGUAAUCUAUAUUGUAGUCACAGUCUGCAUAGGGACAAUCUAUUUGAAUGUUGGGACUAGUUACAAUUCCAUUCUGGCAAGAGGAGCUUGUGCAUCCUUUGUGUUUGGAUUUGUCACAUUCAUGUCCAUUGGCGGAUUUCCGUCUUUUGUUGAAGAUAUGAAAGUGUUUCAAAGGGAGAGAUUGAAUGGGCACUAUGGGGUGGUUGCAUUUGUCAUCAGCAACACACUAUCUGCAAUGCCAUUUCUUCUGAUGAUCACAUUCAUCUCUGGAACAAUCUGCUAUUUUAUGGUCCAUCUCCAUUCCGGGUUCACUCAUUACCUCUUCUUCGUGUUGUGUCUCUAUGCAAGUGUCACAGUUGUAGAAAGCCUCAUGAUGGCUAUAGCGAGCAUUGUUCCCAACUUCCUCAUGGGAAUAAUCAUCGGUGCUGGUAUUCAGGGAAUCUUCAUGUUAGUAUCAGGAUACUUCAGACUUCCGCAUGACAUUCCGAAGCCAGUUUGGAGAUAUCCAAUGUCUUACAUUAGUUUUCACUUCUGGGCUCUUCAGGGACAAUACCAGAAUGAUCUAAAGGGACUUGUAUUCGACAACCAGACGCCUGAUCAACCAAAAAUCCCCGGGGAAUAUGUAUUGGAAUAUGUGUUUCAGAUUGAUGUGAAUCGAUCAAAAUGGGUAGAUCUAAGUGUCAUCUUCAGCAUGAUUGUCAUAUACCGCAUAAUAUUUUUCCUGAUGAUCAAGAUCAACGAAGACUUGACGCCAUGGCUCAGAGGUUAUAUGGCGAGACGGAGAAUAAUGCAGAAGAAUGGAGGGCAGAAUACAACGGUGGCUCCAUAUGGCCUCACUCAGUCUCCUUCACUGAGGAAUUAUGUGGACAAUAUAGCUACAGGAGGCGGCAGGCGUAGGCAACCACCGAGACGUGUUUAAAGUCUCCGGGGAGUUUUCUGAUUUCAUACGUUUGUAUUCCACUCUAGAAAGUUGACAUAGAUCAUCAUCGUAAUGUAACAUG
Messenger RNA from Daucus carota subsp. sativus, 2423 nucleotides. RefSeq names its product ABC transporter G family member 11. The coding region runs from base 203 to 2341 and encodes 712 amino acids. The transcript is spliced from 10 exons. Gene Ontology annotation, cellular component: membrane. The record is from RefSeq and is a predicted model, not a curated record. Gene Ontology annotation, molecular function: ATP binding; ABC-type transporter activity; ATP hydrolysis activity. NCBI's taxonomy places the organism in Eukaryota, Viridiplantae, Streptophyta, Magnoliopsida, Apiales, Apiaceae.